UUUCCGCGGGAACUUUUCCAGCUGCCAUGCAAGUUGGCGAGCGCGAAAAGUUCGAUGUCAUAGUUGACACAUUGGUUUGCGUUUCAGCACGCGUGUUUUUUUAUACCAAUUUCUCAAGUGUCCCAGAGAUUAUUUAUUUAAUUUAGCACUAUCACGUAAAGUACUUGAGUGCCUCGUUGAGGUGCAGUGGUCAAUUUCCUGUAGAUCAUGGUAAAAAGGUGUGAAAAUUAUUUGUGCUGACGCAGUUGGUUUUCAUAUGUGAAUUUAUCACUCUGAGUGUGUUUAAUAAACUCCUUUGUAUUACCAGUGUGAUCUUCGUGGAGGAGAAUGUCAUGGGAAGACCCAAGCGAAGACCCAGGAGAGCCACCACGGCGGUGAUCCUCACGAUCAUCUCUAAAUCUGACGGGACGAUCGUAAAUCUAGAUCGUGAUCGGCUGGUGUAUCGUGCUGAAGGGAAUGCCAAUCUUGUGCUGGCCAUUCCAGAUCUCAGUCAAGUGCUGCGGCUCAGGAAAUCAUCCCUAAACACAGAUCUCCAGUCCACCUCAAUUGAUCACGUGAUCAUGGUGACGGAGUAUGGCAGGAUCGUUUCGUCCCUCUUUCCCAAAGUCUUCACUAUCGAAUCGAAGUUGGUGCUCUUAAAGGUUCCCAAUUACGAUACGCUCAAUAAGUGGUUGAAUCAAUUCAGACCAUCUGUGAGGUGUGACAAAGAGAUCAGAUGCCGAGCAGGGAUUCUUUAUCCUGAUCUUGCGAUGCUUCGACAUGAUCUACUUCCUCAAAGCACACAGGUAAUAGGGGAAACGUAUUGUGUGGAGAUCAAACCAAAACAGGGUUGGAUCUUCCCAGAAUCAACAUUGAUGGCUCUCUAUCCCGAAAGUGAUGGGAAAUUAUGUCGAUUCUGUGCCAUGCAGUAUCUGAAACUCGUUAAAAAAACGAUAAAACGUGUCAGUAAUUACUGUCCAAUUGACUUAUUCUCUGGUGAUCGGAAUCGUAUGCUAAAAGCUCUCAAUGGACUUGUGGAAACUCCACAAAAUAACUUUCGUAUGUGGCGAUCUGGACAAUUGAUCUAUGGUGAUGGAAUUGAUCAGGGCUUUAAGGAUGCUCUCCAAGAUACAAUGCAUCAGGAUGAUGUCUCAAAGAAUUUACAAAACUUUCUGCUACUCCUUUUGAAAGCCAUACUCAAGGACUAUACAGGUGAAAAUGUGCCAAAUGGGAACGAAUCCCUCCCUCAUGGAAGUAUCCUUAAGCAAAUCCUCGAUGUUCAGCUUUUUGCACGGGAUAAUCUUGCAAACGCUGCUGACAAGGCACUCAACGAGGAACAGUCAUUUGGAAAUGUCGAGAGAAUCCUGGCAAAAAGACGUGACAACACGGAAGAUUGGCUGGAGAGAAUGGAUGGUGUGGAGAAGUAUUUUCUUGGUGCCACCGCUCUCGAUUGUUCUCUCAUGAUGACAUUCCAGAAAAUCGCUGAAGGUAGUACGGAUGAAAGGCAUACGAUAGACGUAGAUGGUGAAAAGUUCAUAGUAUCCAUGACAGUGAUGGAUUUGGAUCCAAAGGCAGAUUCUCAUCCCAUCAAGUAUGUUAAGCAGACAAAGAUGUCGUACAAAGCACACAGAGAUUUUGUCGCCAAUAGCACAAUUUCUUAAGUAUUCCAGUGUUGUUCUAUUUUAAAUCAAGUAUUUCUCUAUUAUACAUUUUUAUGGUGAAGAAAAAAAUUUAUAAAGAUGUUGAUUCGUCUAAUAAAAAGACACAAAUAAACAGGUUUCUAAUAUAACAAA
Phlebotomus papatasi is the source of this 1772-nucleotide messenger RNA. It is a transcript of the gene Ipk1, whose product is annotated as inositol-pentakisphosphate 2-kinase. The coding region runs from base 333 to 1640 and encodes 435 amino acids. Gene Ontology annotation, biological process: inositol phosphate biosynthetic process. The record is from RefSeq and is a predicted model, not a curated record. Gene Ontology annotation, molecular function: inositol-1,3,4,5,6-pentakisphosphate 2-kinase activity; ATP binding. NCBI's taxonomy places the organism in Eukaryota, Metazoa, Arthropoda, Insecta, Diptera, Psychodidae. The transcript is spliced from 6 exons. Gene Ontology annotation, cellular component: nucleus.